Messenger RNA from Zingiber officinale, 1317 nucleotides. RefSeq lists its product as uncharacterized. Lineage: Eukaryota; Viridiplantae; Streptophyta; Magnoliopsida; Zingiberales; Zingiberaceae. The transcript has a single exon. The record is from RefSeq and is a predicted model, not a curated record. Bases 128 to 1288 code for a protein of 386 amino acids.
GUCUCGGGUUUUGAUUUGCUUUAUUUACGAGGGUUUGAUUGUAAAAAACGCGAAACCGACGAGGCGUUGUCUUCGGUGGCGGGCGGACUUUUUGUUCCUCCCGAUCCAUGAUCACCGCUUUGCCCGUAUGCUGAACUCGCGGAAGAAGUUCCGGACCGGCGGCAGUGGCGGCGGAGUUUCCCGGCUUCUCGCCGGUCUCCGCCCUCCCGAGCAGGGUGGAUCGCUCGUCGUCCAGACUGGCUUUCCCACCUCUCUCGCCGACCUCGUCGUCAAAAACCGCGACCGGUUGAAGAAGCCCUCGCGGAGGAAGAAGCCGCCUCCGCCACCAGGGUACGACUCCGGCGAAUCCACUGCCUUCGCCUCCUCCUCCUCCACCUUCGCAUCCUCUUCCAUCUCAGCUCCUCCGUCCAAUGUUAGUCCUCGACCCGGUCUCAAUCCCCCCGUUCUGGAGGCAGAUUCGUGCUCUCCGUCGCCUCUCGCAUUUUCCGUGUCGGCGAGUAGAAGGAUCGAGUUUCUUUUGGUCGUGAUGGUGAUUUUGAUGGCUCUGGCGAUAGAAAGGAGGAAACUUGUAGCUGCAAUCGUGCUGUCCGCCUUUGUUCUACGGCUCUUGGAUCGGAAUGGGUUUCUUCUACUUUGGUUCUCGAAUCCGCGCUCGAAAGCGGAGAGCACGCUCAAUUCGUCCGUCAAAGAUUGUGAAUUAGAAGGAAGGGGAGUGGUUUCGCCGAUCAGGGAAAUCACCACCGAUAGCUCUUCGGAAACUGCAAGAUCAGAGAGGAGCUCUGUUGAUUUGAUCCAGCAGAAAGGGGUCCCGUUGAAAAGGAGAGACGCCGAGAAGGUUCACCUCGAACCUGAUCCCGUUCCGAAGGCCAAUUCAAAAUUGAAGAAGUUUCUGAGAAAAUUUCUUUCGAAGAAAUUUCGCCGGCGAAAGUGUCACGAGGAAAGAGAAGCGCUCGUCCCGGAUUCCACUAAAAAUGCAAUCUUGGAUAAGGUUACCGAAAUAGAGGAGGAAAGCAAUGGCGACGCAGAUCCCGACAUUGAAAAUGAAGAAAGCACUGUGAGCAUAGUUGCCUCUGAUGAAGUUUCUGAUCAUGAUAUCAGAUUAUUUCAAGAGGACGUGCCUGAAACAAAAUCUAGGAACUCCCAGGUAUUGAUUUUCUGGGCUAUAGUAUUGCUAGGGCUUCUGGGUGGUAAGACUACAGCCAUUGUUCUAACUGUGUCUUGGCGUCUAUUACUCAGACCGACUGAAUUCGUGUGGAAGAAAGGAAAGAAUUUGAUUGUUUUAUUGUAGAAUGAAUACAUGCGACUUUUUUUGUUUCU